Messenger RNA from Penicillium malachiteum, 669 nucleotides. Its product is annotated as sugar O-acetyltransferase. The record is from RefSeq and is a predicted model, not a curated record. Lineage: Eukaryota; Fungi; Ascomycota; Eurotiomycetes; Eurotiales; Aspergillaceae. The coding region runs from base 1 to 669 and encodes 222 amino acids. Gene Ontology annotation, molecular function: acetyltransferase activity. The transcript is spliced from 3 exons.
AUGACGACUCCUAAAAUCUCCAAAAAUAAACAAAAGAUGGCCAGCGGCGAGCUCUACCACGCCUUUACACCGGAGCUCGUCGCUGAGCGCGCAAGAUGCAAAACAGCUUUACUAGCCUACAACGCAGCCGUAGGCGUGAAACCACGACGAGAGCUUGUUCGUUUAUGGCGAGAACUAAUUCAAGACCCAACACCCCUCCCACCCCAACUGGAAGAUACACUCCUAGACGAAGCGCAAUUCGAAGACGAGCCCAUUGUUGAAGGAAACGUGUACAUGGAUUAUGGUACACAGGUCAAACUUGGUAAAGGUGUCUUUAUAAACGCGUACUCUACCUGGAUCGAUACAUGUGGAAUUACCGUUGGCGCGAGGACGUUAUUCGGUCCUUAUGUCUCCCUGUAUAGUGGAACUCAUCCACUUGAUCCCGAGAUUCGGAAUGGAACUAAGGGUCCUGAGACAGGAAAACCGAUUGUCAUUGGGGAGGAUUGUUGGAUUGGAGGAAAUGUGGUUAUUUUGCCUGGUAUUACCAUUGGCAGGGGGUCUACUGUUGGUGCUGGAAGUGUUGUUACUAAGGAUGUACCACCUUUUCAUGUUGUUGCAGGAAAUCCAGCGAGGAUCAUUCGGAAGAUUAAGACGAAUAUGGAUCCUGAACAAAAAGCUGAUGAGGAAUAG